GACGCAUUAUUGAUAUAACUGACAUACUUACCGUAUAGAGGAGGAAAACCAUGAAAAAAAAUAUUCUGAACCAAUGGACUGCAGACAUAGUACAGGAGAUGACCAGAGACUGCGGACAUAGUACAGGAGAUGACCAGAGACUGCGGACAUAGUACAGGAGAUGACCAGAGACUGCGGACAUAGUACAGGAGAUGACCAGAGACUGCGGACAUAGUACAGGAGAUGACCAGAGACUGCGGACACAGUACAG
Molecule: messenger RNA, 250 nt
Organism: Staurois parvus
Lineage: Eukaryota; Metazoa; Chordata; Amphibia; Anura; Ranidae
Source: the annotation of a GenBank genome assembly